UGGAAAGUAUCUGAUGCAUUUUAGAAUGCAGAUUUUGUCACAUUUAACCCUAAGUUUUCAACCAUUGUUGCUUGAUAAUCACAUUAAGGAUUACUUGAAAUUUAGCAACGUGUGAUCCUCAAAAUCAACCUGUAGCAUAUAGUUUGGAUCUAGUUCUAAAAUAGGAUUUUUGGACAAAUCGCCAGACUACAAAUUGGAUUUAGGCAUGAUGGGAAUUAGGACCAAGUGUUGAUGUAAUCUUCAUGAACAUGAAAUAAUUUGUUUUUCUAUUUGUUUUUUCCUAAAGGUGAGACCACUACUCCUCGGGCCAUUUUGACGGGCCACGACUAUGAGAUCACAUGUGCUGCAGUUUGUGCUGAACUAGGCCUGGUGUUAAGCGGUUCUCAAGAAGGACCAUGUCUCAUACAUUCCAUGAAUGGAGACCUGUUAAGAACCUUGGAAGGUCCUGAAAACUGCCUGAAACCAAAACUCAUCCAGGCUUCAAGAGAGGGUCAUUGUGUUAUAUUCUAUGAAAAUGGCUUGUUCUGUACAUUCAGUGUGAAUGGAAAACUUCAGGCCACUAUGGAAACAGAUGAUAACAUCCGGGCCAUCCAGCUGAGUCGGGACGGGCAGUACCUGCUCACAGGAGGAGACAACGGUGUGGUCAUGGUCUGGCAGGUAUCGGACCUCAAGCAGCUCUUUGCCUAUCCUGGCUGUGAUGCUGGAAUCCGGGCCAUGGCCCUGUCUUACGACCAGAGGUGCAUCAUUUCUGGCAUGGCUUCAGGAAGCAUUGUUCUGUUUUACAACGACUUUAACCGGUGGCAUCAUGAAUACCAAACGCGUUACUGAUGAGGAUGGCCAGGCAGGGGAAGUACCCCGGUUUUCUUACAAAUAGCUAUCAGAUCUGAAUGUAACUUAAAUUUGCUCAAAAAACAAAAUAUUUUUAAAAAUUAAUUGCUAUUUUUGUAGAUUUUGCUUGACUUUUUGGGGGGUGGGGGAUAGCAAAGCAGAAAACUGGCUGCUGGUUUCUGUAGUUUAAGAAAAAUCUAUAUUUUUAGUCAUAAUGAGAAGUCUAUUUUCACCAGUUAUGGAAAUAUAUAGUGGAGCAAGUAAACCCACUUAUUCUAGCUACAUUAUGAAAAAACAUUUCCCAUUUAUGUACAAUCUAUCUUGAGAAAUAUGAUUUUAAUAGGGAAAUGGGUUAGAAUACUAGGAUAGGGGAAUUUUAUGCUGUACUUUGGGUCUUGUAUGUUUCCAAACAGUUGUGCUUCUUCAGCACUGAAAUUUCUGGGAUUUAAAUAGUAAUGUUUAAAUUAUGGUAAAUGUAAUUUAAAACAUCUCAAUGAAUUAUUUCUGUCGAUAUUCUUCUUCAAGCAUGUUUUAGACCUAGAAAAUUAUGGUUUGGGGAAGGCUAUUUUAUUGUGUGGUUAACAUAAAGGAUGUAGGUUAUAGCAAGUGUGAAAUAUUUACCAUUUUUUCCUGAUCUGUCCUCUUCAUAGCACAACAAAAUGAAAUGAUGGAAAUGCUCCUGGGCUUACCACCUUUUGUUUUUCUUUUAAAGUAAAUGCAAGUACCAAAGCCCACCCCCUGGGGUUUGACUGUGUCCAUGCAAUGGAGCUGAGCCAUUGUCAGGGCAUCCCCCGACCCUGGGUUUGAGAACUAAGGCUACCAGGUGCUGUAUUAAGCAAUUU
This is a messenger RNA of Galeopterus variegatus (Sunda flying lemur), 1670 nucleotides long. Its product is annotated as lipopolysaccharide-responsive and beige-like anchor protein. Gene Ontology annotation, molecular function: protein kinase binding. Bases 412 to 828 code for a protein of 138 amino acids. The record is from RefSeq and is a predicted model, not a curated record. Lineage: Eukaryota; Metazoa; Chordata; Mammalia; Dermoptera; Cynocephalidae. The transcript is spliced from 4 exons. Gene Ontology annotation, biological process: intracellular protein localization. Gene Ontology annotation, cellular component: membrane; cytosol.